AUGGAACGUUUAAUCUUACUUGGCUUGACAUUGACUAUUGUAAUCGCUGCAGUUAUCGGACAAGGAUAUCGUCCUCCACCUCCAGGAAAGUCAAUCUGUAGUUUACCUGCGGAACCCGGUUUGUGCAGAGGCUACUGUCCCCGGUAUUAUCACGACACUAAAACGGGCACCUGCCGUGAGUUUAUCUACGGAUGCUGUGGAGGAAAUGCAAACAAUUUUCGAACUAAAGAACUCUGCAAUCGGGUUUGCAGGAACAAAUUCUGUUCAAGGAUAGGGUGUCUUAAUAGAGCCUGUACUACCGAAACCUGUCCAGCCUUUCCCCGGGCCACCUGCGUAGCUGUUUGUCCUUGUAUGUCUGUUUGGAUAUAUGACGGAGAGGAUGUCACUGACAAAUGUAAUAACAAAGGCUAAUCAUCUCACAGAAGAACAUGGCACAAAAUUGGACAUAUACCGAUUUAAAAACUAUUUUUUUAAUUACUCCUGUGCUACGAAAAUAAACAAUUUAAAAGAAAUAACGAAAAUGAAAUAAUUUUAAUCAAAUAUUUUGUGGUUUGAAAAGCAUAUACAACAUUUUCACAUCUAUUUUAAAACGGAUAUACACGUUCUAUUUUCAUGAUAUCUCCGAAAGAAAUUUGUGUCAUCUUUGGA
This is a messenger RNA of Saccostrea echinata, 648 nucleotides long. RefSeq names its product kunitz-type serine protease inhibitor spermatin-like. Gene Ontology annotation, biological process: negative regulation of peptidase activity. The record is from RefSeq and is a predicted model, not a curated record. The coding region runs from base 1 to 411 and encodes 136 amino acids. The transcript is spliced from 5 exons. Lineage: Eukaryota; Metazoa; Mollusca; Bivalvia; Ostreida; Ostreidae. Gene Ontology annotation, molecular function: serine-type endopeptidase inhibitor activity.